This is a messenger RNA of Archocentrus centrarchus (flier cichlid), 2762 nucleotides long. RefSeq names its product TCF25 ribosome quality control complex subunit (gene tcf25). Lineage: Eukaryota; Metazoa; Chordata; Actinopteri; Cichliformes; Cichlidae. The record is from RefSeq and is a predicted model, not a curated record. The coding region runs from base 126 to 2171 and encodes 681 amino acids. The transcript is spliced from 18 exons. Gene Ontology annotation, molecular function: protein binding. Gene Ontology annotation, cellular component: RQC complex.
AAGAAGAAGAAAAUGAAACCAAUGGAAUUCGCCCUCAGUUCAUUGGUCUGCUGUGCCUGUCUGCUAGCAAAACAGCUGUUUUAAUUGUUCAUAUUCAAGUGUAUGUGACCCAUGAUUAUUAGAGAAUGUCUACCCGGGCUCUGCGAAGACUUAAAGGUAAACAGAGAGGCCAGGAGGCGUUGGACUUGGGAGAUUUAACUUUGGGUGACAGCCCGGAGGAGCAAGCUGAGGCUGAAGAGGAGCAGCUGGACACGGCUAACGUUCCUCCUGCUUCUAACAAGAAAAGCAGCAGCCGAAAGGCAAAGAAAAGCAAGGCUCAGAAAAACUUCAGCAACAUUUAUGAGUUGAUCGGUAAUGCAGAGGCCGAAGGAGAGAAAAUUUCACCUGACGAAGAGGCGGCGAAACCAGACAGAAACAAAUCAAGUGAUGCAGGAAACAAUGACAAUAGAGACGCAGACAAACCUGAUCAAAAGCAUGAAGGAGAGUCCACCAAGCCAGUUAAAAAGAAGAAGAAAAAGAAAAAGGCAAAAGUGACAUCAGAAGAAGGACAGGAGACUGCAGCAGAUGAUAACAUUGAUUUAUUGCUGGAAAACUUGGAGCAAUCUAAUGGUCUGAGUUUGCAAAAUGAUGAUUCUGGAGUCUCUGACAGAAGGUCUGUGCUACAUGUGGAGCACAGGAAUCUCAACCCAGAGACAGAGCUGAAGAGAUACUUUGGAGCUCGAGCUGUUCUAGGCGAUCAAAGACCUCGACAGAGGAACAGACAGUUUCACCGUAGCACCUGGAUGACCGGUCCAAAGGACAGCUGGCCUCGCUUCAGCCGCCCAGGAAUCUCAAUGACCUUACUGGAGACAAAGGAUGGCAUUCAUUACUUCACUUUUGAGCACAGUCGGGACUACCAGCAAGUACAGUUCAAGUUCCUGGAUGCAGUUGAAUCCAUGGAUCCCAACAACAUUGUGGCCCUGCUUCAGCUUAACCCCUACCACAUUGAUUCCUUGCUGCAACUUUCAGAUGUCUGUCGCAUACAAGAAGAUCAGGAGAUGGCCAGGGACCUUAUUGAGCGGGCCUUGUACAGCUUUGAGUGUGCUUUUCAUCCUUUAUUCAGUCUGACAUCAGGCACCAGCAGACUGGAUUAUCUGAGACCAGAAAACAGAGCAUUUUAUCUGGCUCUGUAUAAGCACAUGAUGUUCCUGGAGAAGAGAGGAUGCCCAAGGACAGCUUUGGAGUACUGCAAACUGAUCCUGAGUUUGGAUCCGGACUCUGACUCUCUUUGCAUGCUCCUGCUCAUUGAUUUCCUGGCAAUUCGUUCCAGAGAGUACCAGGCUCUCCUUCAGUUAUAUCAGGACUGGGAGGAGCACAGAAAUCUGUCUCAGCUCCCAAACUUUGCAUUCUCCACUGCCCUCUGCUAUUUCCAUUUAAGUCAGCAGGACAAUGUGGAUCCUGAAGAAAGUUGCAGACUAAGACACAAAGCUGACCAGCUGCUACAGAAUGCUCUCAUCAUGUUCCCUGGAGUCUUGAUGCCUUUACUGGAUCUGUGUACUGUGCAGGCAGAUGCCACAGUCACCUCUCACAGCUUCUUUGGCCCAAAGAGCCAGAUAGGGCAGCUGCCAGCCCUAGCUGAACUGACAGGUCUGUAUGUGGGGAGAACUUACACCCUGUGGAGGGAGGCAGCAGUGAUGCUUUGGCUGGAAGAGACUGUGAAAGAAGUGCUGCGUCGAGCUGAUGCCAAAGACCCUCUAGUGGAGGACUGCCAAAACAAGAGAAAGCAGAGGUACCAAAGUGCACCAAGGAACAUCCAUCGCCAUGUCCUGCUCUCUGAAAUCAAAGAAGCCACCUCAACUCUGCCUCUGGAGGUGACCACUCAGCCUGUGAUGGGAUUUGACCCUCUGCCCCCACUCGACUCAGUGAUAUCAUAUACCCGACCAGCAAGGCAGCGCGUUGGUCCAUCCAAUGAGAGUACAUUUUCUCUGUUUUUCCGGUCAUUGUUGCCAAACUUUAACCUUCAGGGUGCACCAAGGCAGGAAGAUGACAUGGAAGUGGCUCGAGCUGGUCAGGAGCUGAACCAGGAAGUGAAUCGCUUAAUGGUGGCAAUGAGGGACAUGCUGGCAAACAUCCGGUUUCAGGAACCACCAAGAGAGGACAACCCCUACAGAGAUGAUGAGGAAUGGGACUGAGAGAGGAGGGAGACAGGUGGACUAAGUGUUGGAUGAAGAGGAAUAAAAUGGACAUACUUAAAAAAAAAAAAAAAAUUUAAAAAACAUGAUGUUAAUAAUUAAGAAGAGAUUGAGUGGGACAGCUGGAUGAUAUUUUAUUAUUUGUCACAGUUUCAGAAUACUAGACUGAUUUAAAAAAAAUAGCAUAAAUGCUACUGGGGUAAUGUUGAUGACUGUGAACCUGGCAAACUUCCUUCCAGUGUCUGAAACAGAUUGCUAGUAGAACCUGACAUGUUGCCAAGGUUAACAGUAUUAUUUAUAAUAACUAGUUCCAUAAUCAACCUCCAAGCAUUGUCAGUUCAGUAGCACUAACACGAGUGCUACUCUUUAUCUGGUUUCUGGCUUUUCUGAGAGUUUUUCCUUUCUCACACUCACUCACACAGUGAAUGACUUUAUGACGUUAGAGUGAGAUUCAUACAGUCUUAUUUUGAGUGGAAGUUCUGUAUCAAAAUGUUGUUUGACUGCACUUUAAUACAUUUACACAGAAGCAGAAAGAGUUUUCUCAUUGAUUUGAUCACCCCCAAUAAAAAAUUUUCUUGAUGCCUAAAAUGA